AAGAAGGAAGGAAGGAGGAAGGAUGAGCGCUAUGUAGAUAAUGUUUCUCUAUGUAGCCUGUGAUUUACACCUGCGAUGAUCUAAUGCAAAGCAAUACAGACCCUUUUCUAAAAGCCAUAAAGCAGUCCGCAAAUGUGAUGCACAGAUUUGCACAAUCAAAGCGACAUCGCGCUUAUAUUGGGUGGAUGUUAUAUUUAAACUCUCCGUGAACGGAUAUUGUGUUUAUUUUCUUCGGGUCGGUCCUGCUGGAGCUGCACCGGGCCUUUGCUAUGCAGUAAUGGAGCAGCUAUUAUUUCUUGUAAUUUUCUACUUGCUUCCUACUCUCAUCUCGUCCAUACAUAAUUCAACGACCGGAGGAUGUACAAUCAUUCGUCCCCCCAGAGACGGAGGGAUCCGCUACAGAGGACUGACUCAGGAACAGAUCCGCAGUGUGCAGAUAUUGCCAGUGGACUAUGAAAUAGAAUAUAUCUGUAGAGGAAGCAGAAUUAUUGUGGGGCCCAAGGUCCGAAAGUGCCUCCCCAAUGGCACCUGGACUGACAUUAACCAGCUCAGCAGAUGCUUAUUGGUUUGCCCUCGUUCCUGGAUGUCUCUGGAGAACGGGAGGGUGGCGCUGCUGCCCCCUGGACAACCAGUAGAGGGCACAGUUCUUCGCUACAGCUGUCAUGCUGGCUUCCUACUGGAGGGUUUCAAUAUCUCGCACUGUACCAAGCUAGGCAAAUGGGACUCACCUAAACCACUCUGUGUCUAUGACAGUAACUAUACAGGAAAGAAGAAACUGUACAUCGGAGCUCUGUUUCCCAUGAGUGGAGGAUGGCCCGGUGGUCAAGCGUGUCUCCCCGCAGCCCAGAUGGCUUUAGAUCUCGUGAACAACCGGACUGACAUUCUUCCGGACUACGAGCUGGAGCUCAUUCAUUACGACAGCAUGUGUGAUCCUGGAGAGGCCACUAAACUGCUGUAUGACUUGCUGUACACAGAGCCCAUAAAGAUCGUCUUGAUGCCGGGCUGCAGCUCCGUGUCUACGCUGGUGGCCGAGGCGGCACGCAUGUGGAACCUUAUAGUGUUUUCAUACGGCUCCAGUUCUCCAGCUUUAUCCAACCGCCAGCGCUUUCCCACUUUCUUCCGUACGCACCCGUCAGCAACUCUGCAUAAUCCCACACGUGUGCGGCUCUUCCAGAAGUGGGAAUGGACAAAGAUUGCCACCAUCCAGCAGACCACUGAAGUCUUUACCUCAACUUUGGAUGAUCUGGAGGAGCGUGUGAAGGAGGCCGGCAUCGAGAUAAGCGUUAGACAGAGCUUCCUCACGGAUCCCGCAGUGGCUGUCAAAAACCUGAAGCGUCAAGAUGCUAGAAUCAUAGUCGGCCUGUUUUACGAGACUGAAGCCAGAAAGGUGUUUUGCGAGGUCUUCAAAGAGAAACUCUAUGGUAAGAAGUACGUAUGGUUCCUCAUCGGCUGGUAUGCAGACAACUGGUUUAAGAUCAAAGAUCCGGCCAUCAACUGCACAGUGGAGAACAUGACGGAAGCCGUGGAAGGGCACGUCACCACUGAAAUCGUCAUGCUGAACCCGGAGACCGUCCGCGGUGCCUCCAACCUGACCUCCCAAGAGUUCCUGGCCCAGCUGAUGUCACGUCUCGGGGGGAAGAACCCGGAAGAAACGGGCGGAUUUCAGGAAGCUCCGCUCGCAUAUGAUGCCGUAUGGGCUCUUGCACUGGCCCUCAAUAAAACAGUGGCCCCUCUAAGGGCCAAAGGCUGGGCACUGGAGGACUUCAACUACAACAACAAGGAAAUCACUGCCGAGAUUUACCGAGCACUCAACACCAGCUCGUUUGAAGGAGUGUCUGGUCAUGUCGUGUUUGAUGCUCAAGGUUCACGUAUGGCCUGGACUCUCAUUGAGCAACUUCAAGGUGGGAGCUACAAGAAGAUUGGGUACUAUGACAGCACAAAAGGCAACCUGUCCUGGUACGGAAACGACAAAUGGAUCGGCUCUGGCCCUCCAGCAGACCAGACCAAGGUGAUUGUGGAGUUUCGUUUCCUUUCCCAGAAGCUCUUUGUGUCUGUGUCUGUCUUUGCUGGGCUGGGAAUCCUUCUGGGCAUAGUCUGCCUCUCCUUCAACAUAUACAACAGUAGCGUCAGAUACAUUCAGAACUCUCAGCCCUAUCUGAACAACAUGACGGCGGUGGGUUGCGUGCUGGCAUUAGCAGCUGUCUUUCCUCUGGGCAUCGAUGGCCUUCACGUCCAUAAAUCACGGUUCCCAGUGGUGUGCCAGUUUCGCCUGUGGCUGCUUGGACUAGGCUUUAGUUUAGCCUAUGGCAGCAUGUUCACCAAGAUCUGGUGGGUUCACACUGUCUUCACCAAGAAAGAUGAGAAAAAAGAGAAGAGGAAGCAUUUGGAGCCGUGGAAGCUGUAUGCGACCGUUGCAGUUCUGCUGGCUAUUGAUGUUCUCUCUCUGCUUAUCUGGCAGAUCGUGGACCCUCUGCACAGAACGGUGGAGAAGUUCACUAAAGAGGCUCCUAAAGAAGAUCUAGAUGUGUUGAUUCAGCCUCUUCUCGAGCACUGCAGUUCAGAGAAGAUGAACACGUGGCUUGGUGUGGUGUACGGCUACAAGGGGCUUCUGCUGCUGCUGGGAAUCUUUCUGGCCUACGAGACCAAGUCCAUUUCCACAGAGAAGAUUAAUGACCAUAGAGCGGUCGGCAUGGCCAUCUACAAUGUAGCUGUGCUGUGCAUGAUUACUGCUCCGGUGACCAUGAUCCUUUCCUCUCAACAGGAUGCUUCAUUUGCAUUCGCCUCUCUGGCUAUCAUCUUCUCCGUCUACAUCACCCUCGUGGUGCUCUUUGUACCCAAGAUACGGCGUUUGAUCACUCGUGGCGAGUGGCAGUCAGAGCAGCAGGACACGCUGAAAACCGGCUCGUCUACCAACAACAACGACGAGGAGAAGUCAAGACAGCUGGAGCGUGAAAACAGGGAACUCCAGAAGAUCAUUCAAGAGAAGGAAGAAAGAGUGACAGAACUGCGAAAUCAGCUUGCAGAACGUCAGGCCUUGCGUUCUCGCAGACGCCCGUCCGUCCAGAAUCAGAACCAGAACCACAGCGUCCCGUCGUCUCACGCUGAACCCCCCAGCUACUCCCCCACAACGGACAAACAGUCCCUUCCUCCGUCCUUCUCCAAUUCUUCCAACCUGUACCAGGGCGAGGGGAAACUGAGCCGAAACAACUGCCACAACAGCCGUCUGCCCCUUCUGUAUAAAUGAGUCUGGGAUGGUGGAAUCUCAAGAAGGCAAUGUAAAGUAGUUUAUGUACUUUAUUUUAAAGUCUCCUGACAUUCCUUACCCCGUUCACUUUUGAUAACUUCCUAUCUUAGUUAUAAAAACACAUUCUUUUUAAAUGUAUUUAUAUGAAACCACUUUCUGCUCCAACUACACUACCAUUCAAAGGUUUGGGGUCAGUAUAAUUUUUUAAAAAUGUAUUUCAAAGACAUCCCUCACCAAGGCUGCAUUUUUUUGAUCAAAAAUACAGUAAAAACAGUAAUAAUGUAAAAUAUUAUUACAAUUUAAAAUAACUGUUUUCUAUUUUGAUAUAUUUUAAAACAUAAUUUAUUUCUGUGAUCCAAAGCGUAUUUUUCACCAUCAUUACUAGAGUCUUUAGUGUCACAUGAUCUUUCAGAAAUCAAUCUAAUAUGCUGAUUUGCUGUUUAGGAAAUAUUUAUUAUUAUCAUUGGUGAAAAUUUUGUGGAAACCAGGACACAUUGCAAAUCUUUCGUAACAUUAUAAACAUCUUUGCUGUCACUUUUAAUCAAUUUAAUGCAUCCUUGUUGAAUAAAUAUUCAUUUCUUUCCCCAAACAAUCAUACACAACCAAAACUUUUGAACAUUAGUGUAUAAGGAAAUGAAAAUUCUGUUGGACAGCCAUAGAGUGUGGUGCUUUCACACAAUAAAAACCAAUGAUGUCAGAAAAUAUUACAUACUUGUGCAUUAAUCAAACCUUCUGAAUAGCACAAAUAAUAAUUUCAUCUUGACUUGUUCCUCGUUUUCUUAAAAUGAAAGGGUUAUGUUGAGGCAGUUACAAUGGAAUGAGGAUUUAAAAGCAAAAACACAAAGCUUGUAACUUCAAAAAAAGCCACAAAGUUGAUAAAAUAGUCAUUUUUACAGUUGUUUUAGGGUUUAUUUGGUGUUUCUUUGUUGUAGGUAAACCCAUAUGGCAAAAACAUAUAUUUUUGUGGCUAAAAUGUGAAAUACAUGCUGAAUAUAUGUUGCAAAUGGUGAAGCUCAAUUAAAUAUAUUUUUGAAAUAGAAAAUAUAUUUAAUUUCAACUUUCAUACACCAAAAUAUAUUUCUAAAUGUAUUUCAGGAGCAAGACAAUACAUUUUAGUAGGAUACAUUUAGAGUAAAUACAAAUGCGGAUGUCCUUCAAGAGAUUUAUAAUGUUUUAUUAAUAUUUUCUAUUUUUAUAAAUUGAAAUAUUGAUGUUUAUUUAAAUAUAUUAAGUUUUUCUUUAAAUGUGACACGAUGUGAAUGCAUUUUCUUGGAUUGAAAAAUAUAUAUUUAAAUGCUUUUUUAAAAAUAUACAUUUAAAUAUAUAUUUUAAUAAACACAAAAAAUGGCCAAAAAUAUAUUGGUAGAAAAUAUAUUCAAGUAAAUAUUUUUUAAACAUAUUUUAGCAAAUAUAUAUUUUGGGCCUUUUUUGUAGAUUUUUAAAUCUAUUUAUAAUAUACACUAUCAGUCAAAAGUCUCUUCUGCUCACCCAGCCGGGAUUUAUUUGAUCCAGAGAACAGCAAAUAUAGUACAAUUUGGAAAUAUUUUUAUUUAAAAUAACUAUUUUCUAUUUGAUUAUAUUUUAAAAUGUAAUUUAUUCAUGUGAUCAAAGCUACAUUUUCAGCAUCAUUACUCCAGUCUUCAGUGUCACAUGAUCCUUCAGAAAUUAUUAUUAUCAUCAUCAAUGUUUAAAACAGUUGAGUACAUUUUUUCCCCAGGAUUUUUUGAUAAAUAGAAAAAUCCAAAGAUCAGCAUUUAUCUAAAAUAAAAAGUAUAUUUAAUAAAUGUAUAAAUAUUUAAUAAUAAAUGUUUUUUGAGCAGCAAAUCAGAAUAUUAGAAUGAUUUUUGAAGGAUCAUAUGACUAAAGUAAUGAUGCUAAAAAUUCAGCUUUGAAAUCACCAGAAUAAAUUAAAUUUUAAAAUAUAUUCAAAUAGAAAAACCAGCUAUUUUCAGUAGUAAAAAUAUUUUUAAAAAUUACAGUUUUUGCUGUACUUUGGAUCAAAUAAAUGCAGGCUUAGUGAGCAGAAAAGACUUCUUUAAAAACAAUAAAAAUCUUACUGUUCAAACACUUUUAACUGGUAGUGUAUAUUUUUUUUUUUUUUUUUUUUUUGCUGUAUGGGAAGUCAUGUAAACAUGGAUAUCAUGCAAACAUUAAUUUGAAACAAUGAGAAUUUAAUAUCAGCAUCUGUGUUCUAAAUGCAAGUUAUAGAACACAUAUUAUGAACAAUUCGUCCAUUUAAAAAUUUACCUUGUAAUGUUUCAUCAAAAUGUCAACUAAAUGUCAACUUCAACAACCGAUUCUUCAAACUAAGUUUCGCCCUACAUUUUUUCAUUUUCGAUAAUAUAGAGAAAAAUGAUCUGACGCACUCUAGUUUCAUUGCAACUCCAUCCACUUCUGUUGUAAAUGCCUCACUAGCCAAGUCUUUCCUUUUUGAAAGUAAAAGAGGGACAAAUGGGGAUCAAUUUUGCUAAUGAAUAUUGUCAGUUGAGCUAAACUUGUAUUGAACCUGUAAUACUCCUUCAGGAGCUAGACAGAGUUAAAGGCCAGACUGAGUGAGAGGGAGAGUGGCUUAAAUCAGGUUUGCGCUCUGUCAUUAUUGUGCCCUUGACCGUAGCACUUAAAUCGGAGUUCUUCAAGGGGAACUGACUGUUUUCACAAUUGGCCCUGCGUAAAUCCCUUCGGAUAAAGCGUCUUUUAAACACUAGGACAGGGGUGUUUAGGAAGGAUUGUGUGGGUGCUGGAGCCAGACCCGGUCAAACCUUUCUUUGAAUUAUUUUGUUGAGUGACAGCGAAGGAAGAAGAGCGUGUCUCCGUGCUUCACUUAGCAUUUGACGAGACCGUCACUUUAAUGAGACAGACCUUGCAUUGCGCCAACAGACGGAAUCAGAUGAAUUGCUCGCUCUCUCUCUCUCUCUCUCUCUCUCUCAUCCAGCUCACAAAGGAAAUGAGACAAGGUUUUAGCCCAACCUGUGAUUUACUUACUCCUAAAGGUAUUUGACCCGAGUCUGGUCGAUACUCUAUUUUCCUCGUGUGCUUUUUCUCCUUUAAUCCCUACGGCCGUGUGCCAGGGUGCUUUAUUGGCUUCUCUGUCCUUGUCUCACCCUCUCCAAACUCCCGUUUUUUUAUAACCGUAGUAGUAGAAGUGAACUGGAGUGAAGUGGAAAAGAAUGAAAGAAGAGUUUGUUUUGCUCUGGACUGUACAAAACAAGCAUAUUAGCAUACAGACGUGAUGCAAGAUGCUUCUGAUGAGAUCAUCACUAAAAGCUUAUUUGUUUGUCAAAUCAUCUGUGAUGCUUGUGAUUUGUGUGUUACAUCACAGUUCAUGUGAAAAACAAGCACAGGCCUCUAAACAGCUUCUGUAGCUUUUGCACUUUCAGGCCAAAUUGAUCCAACAGACACGUCUCACAUCACACAACACUGUAGGGUCAUUAAAAAAAUAACUUUUUAUUUAUUUAUUUAUUUAUUUAUUUAUUUAAUAAAUGUAGUUAUUUAUUUAUUUGUAUUUUUUUUUAUAUGUAUGUAUGUAUGUAUGUUUUGGAGGUGAGCACUUUUCUUUGCCAAAUUCAAGGCCAUUAAUUAGUCUGUCUAUCUAUCUAUCUAUCUAUCUAUCUAUCUAUCUAUCUAUAAUCUCUCUCUCUCUCUCUCUCUCUCUCUGUAUAUAUUAUAAUAAUUAAUGUUAUGUAUUUAUUUAUCUUGGGUGAGCCCUCUUUCCAAAUUAUAUAUAUAUAUAAUAUAUGAAUUAUUAAUAUAUAUUAAUUGUAAUAAUUUAUUAUUUAUUUUUUAUUUAUAAAUAAGGUAUAACAUUUAUUUUUGUUUAUUUAUUUAUAUAUUUAUUUAGGGUCAGCCCUCUUUCCAUAUAUAUAUAUAUAUAUAUAUGUAUAAUUUAAAAUUAAAUUUUAUUUUUUAUGUAUAAAUAAGGUAUUAUAUAUAUAUAUAUAUAUAUAUAUAAACUCGAGACCAAUGUAUAAUUGUGUGUGUGUGUGUGUGCAGAAGUAAAUUAUUUAUUUAUUUAUUUAUCUGAGAUCAUUUAUUAUUAAAAUAUUUCUUAAUUUAAUAGUUUAAUUUCAUUUUUCUUUCACAUAUUGAUUUUUUUUUUUCAAAGUUUGCCUCUUAUGAGUGACAUUUGACACAUGAGUGCUCUUCACAAUUAUCUUUCUCCAGAUUAUAAAUCUCUUCCCCCAAAUUCAAGACCAUUACUUGGUCUGUGCAAUAUUUAUUUAUUUACUUAGUGUUUUCAAAUUAAUUUUAUUGUUUCCUUUUUUAUGGGUAACAAAUUUGUUGUGCCUCUUUCGAAUAACAGUAAACGAAUGAGUGCUGUUCACAAUUGUUUGUAUGCGUUGUAAGGAUGAUAUCACUUUUUUUGUAAAUUUUAAAUGAUAUUUAUGACCAUUCUGUAACAUUUAAACUGAAGUGUUAUGCUUAGAGACUUUCCCAGUUAUUUAUCACCUCAUAAACACUGUCAUAGUGGCAGAAAUCAUAGAAACUACAACCAUAACUAGAUCUAUAAAAUUGAAUUGACUCUCUCUUCUUGUACUUUUUUUUUUUUUUUUUGAAUUAUUAUAACAAGUAGAGUCAAUGCUUAAACUUUUGUACCUGUGGACAAUCUCUGUGUAUAUUUAGAAUUAUUGCAAUAUUACAGUGAUAUAAUCUUUAUUUCUGAUGGUAAGACAAUCACGUAAUACUUGUUUACACAAUAAUACAAUAUUUGGGUAUUUUAAUUUAAGUUGUGCAUUGCUGCAUGUUGCAUUAUUCUUAUAUGAUAAGUACUCAUGUAUAAACAAACUAACAUAUAACAAGCAAUGAUUCACAGCUGGUGACUGGACAGCUAGGCAUUGUACAGCACAUUGUUUUCCCUCUAUAUAUCAACAUUCUAGUAAUGUAGCUCAGGGUGUGUGACUAACACUUGACACACGGUAAAGGUACAAUCUGUAAUUCGUGAAACAGUGCCUUUUGAAUGGAUGGGAGGGAUUCUUUGUAAACAUCUGUGUGGAGUCAGCGCUGACGUACAUGGGAGGGUUCUUCUUAUUCUGAGGCAUUUCUUUCUCUAAAGGCUGUGCGGUUGCAGCAGUUAUGGAUUUUCCUUCAACUGUUCAAUUGUCAGGUGUGUGCACUGUACCACAAGGAUUUUUUUUGAUACUUCCAAGAGUCUAAAAACAAUGUAAUUAAUUCCCUUGUAAUUUUUCAACUGACAAAAACUGUAUGUAUGUUAAGCUGUAGAAAGUUUCUCUAAAUAUGCAAACUUUCUGGAUGUCAACAUUCAAUAAACUCAUCAUUUUGCACUGAGA
Messenger RNA from Labeo rohita (rohu), 8529 nucleotides. It is a transcript of the gene gabbr1a, whose product is annotated as gamma-aminobutyric acid (GABA) B receptor, 1a. NCBI's taxonomy places the organism in Eukaryota, Metazoa, Chordata, Actinopteri, Cypriniformes, Cyprinidae. Gene Ontology annotation, cellular component: membrane; G protein-coupled receptor heterodimeric complex. The coding region runs from base 278 to 3244 and encodes 988 amino acids. Gene Ontology annotation, molecular function: G protein-coupled GABA receptor activity. The transcript has 24 exons. The record is from RefSeq and is a predicted model, not a curated record. Gene Ontology annotation, biological process: G protein-coupled receptor signaling pathway; gamma-aminobutyric acid signaling pathway.